Messenger RNA from Aspergillus wentii DTO 134E9, 2694 nucleotides. Its product is annotated as exocyst subunit SEC10. Gene Ontology annotation, biological process: Golgi to plasma membrane transport; exocytosis. Lineage: Eukaryota; Fungi; Ascomycota; Eurotiomycetes; Eurotiales; Aspergillaceae. The record is from RefSeq and is a predicted model, not a curated record. The coding region runs from base 1 to 2694 and encodes 897 amino acids. The transcript is spliced from 2 exons. Gene Ontology annotation, cellular component: exocyst; cytoplasm.
AUGCCGGACAAUGCGUCCAUAAAUUCACAACCGAAUCCCGCCUCCCGCUCCGUCUUCCCCAGAGGGCCCAGUUUCACACUCGAGGAUUUUUCUAGUCGGGAUUUCAUUGUCAAGGAGUUUAUCGAGGAGCUCUCCGAUACUGCCAUCCUGCAUCGUCGCUCUGCGGCUGGGUCCACCGGUGGGAACCAGCCGUUUGAUCCCAAACCGCUAAUCCGAACCUUUGAGCACGCGCAACAACAGCUAGGAGAAUUGUCCGGUGAUCUAGAGAUUCGAGAAAAUGAGCUGUCCGCGGCAGUACGAAGGGCGGAAGCUCAACACUCACAAAAUGUCAAUAUCCUAGGCAGAAAGCUGAAGCAGACUAUCGAGUCAUUCCAGCAACUGGAUACGUCACUCAAUGGAGCCGGCAUCUCCAGUGGCGGCGAAAUGACUGGGGGGACUGGCAAUAUGGCUGUUGAAACCGGGCGGAGGCUGGAAGAGCUUGACCGGCAAAGACGCCGAGCCCUUGAUGCUCAUUUCUUACUUCAGUGCUGGGAUAGUGUGAGCAAUAGAGGAGAGAUCACACUGCUAGAAAAUCUGAGGAGGUCUGGAACUGGUGAGGCAAAGGUGCGCUCAGCCCAGAUUGCGCGACAAUUGUUGAGAAUAAGCCAAAGACUUGACCCCAAGAGCUGGAAUGAAUCGAGUGCGAAGAGUAACGGGGCAUAUGGGACCAAUACCACAUCUACGGACGAGCAUACGGAUGUUGGAGAAGACAAUGUUGACCGCCGGAACACACGCGAAAUUAUCGAAAAGUUUUCGGAGACACUAGAGAAAGAUCUCCUAAAACAAUUUGACGACUUCUACCGAAAAGCGAAUUUCGAGGGCAUGAAAGAUUGUGCGACUGUGCUCCAGGAUUUCAACUGUGGCGCAAGUGUUAUUGCUUUAUUCGUCAAUCAACACCAGUUCUUCAUCGACCGGAGUCAAUUGGUGACAGAAGAGGUGGGGGGGGAUCCAGAAUCCUGGGACAAACUGGCAGACCCUGAUGCUGAACUUCUGAAAGUGGAACCCAGCCUUCAGUCAUUGAUUGAUGAGGUCAAGGUUGUAGUUCAAGAGGAAUCAGCUAUCAUCCGGCGAGCGUUUCCAUACUAUGAUCAGGUGCUCGGGAAGUUCCUACAACGUGUGUUCCAACAGUCUAUCCAGCAGAGGCUGGAGAUGGUCUUGGAAAAGGCCAACGGGGUCUCAUCUCUGGCCUUUCUGCGAUCUUUGCAAAGCUCCCGUGGUUAUAUCAGUGCACUGGUUGAUGAUCUGAAAUCUCACGGCCUGACUGAGCACCCAGACCCUAUUUCUUCCCAGACAGCAUUGAUCCUGGAUCAACAACUCGAGGACCUUUUUGUGCCCUACUUUGUGGGGUCCUCCUACAUUGAGCGGGAAAAGAAGAACCUGGAGGAGCUGUAUACAUCACUCUUGUUCAAGUUUACUACGUUUCAUGCUCGUCGGAAAAAGGCUGCGACGACUUUCAUGGCAUCCCUGGCCAAGUCCGGGAGUGAAUUCCUCUCCUCUGCCAGAGAUGCUUAUAUCAACCGCCUAGAAUCCUCGGAGUUUUCCCCAACCCAGAGACGAAUGCUGCUGCAGGUUGCCGGGUUAAGGGAGUCAACGGACUCGCUUCGGCCGACAGAAAUCAAGCUCACAGAGGAGGAUGGCCUCCUUAGUUUGGCCUAUGCGAAGCGUAUGCUCAAGUGGCUUGCUGAAGGAGUUGGUCGUGGGUUGGAACUUAGUGUCAACAGUGACACACCCAAGGAUGUUUCUGCACUAUUGAACCUUCUUCUAUCUAUGAUGGGCGAAGGUUAUAUCGAAGUAUGUCUUGACGCCGCUUUGGAAGCAGCGGCAUCACAAGAGUCGGGCAAGGCCGAGCCUGAUUUUGCCUACCUACCCGCUGUCCGGAGUGCCAUUAGCAUCACCAAUCUGAUGGUAACCUGUAUAAAUACAGUUCUCAUUCCACUUGCCACUAGCAGUAUCACAAUUCGCCGGGAUAUGGAGAAGAAGGUCAACCUGACGACAAUGCGCAUUGAAGAAAAGAUAAACACCAUUGAGCAAAAGGCAAUUGCUGCAACUUUUACAUGGGUGAGCAAACUUUUGUCUGGCCAAAAGAAAAAUGAUUUCCGCCCCAAAGAAGGAGACAAUGCAGCUUGGUUGGAGAAAUUGCAGACACCGACAUGCGCUUCAAUUUGCACCUUUUUGACACGCUUACACAACAUUGCUUUGGCUUCCUUGCCAUCUACCGGCUCCAACAUCCGCGAGUUGCUAACGGAGAUUGCCCUUGGGGCUCGCAGUCUCCUGUUAGAGCAUUUCAAGCGGUUCGCUGUCAAUGGAGCCGGAGGUCUUAUGGUGACAAAGGACAUGACACAGUAUGCAGAUCUCCUCAAGUCGUGGGACAUUGACGAACAGAUCAAGGGCCCUGGCUGUGCGAUAGAUGUCUUGCUGGAAGUUGGCAGUCUCUUCGUUAUUGGCUCGGAGGCCUUGAGAGAACGAAUCCGAGGAGGAGCGACCAGUGGUGCCACCGGAGGACCCGGCAAUAACGCUGGUGCCAGCUCUGGGCGCGGUGCUGGAGGAGCCGGUCAAGCUGAGGCUGGUCUCAGCGUGCAAGAGGUCCGGGCAUAUGUUUCCCGGCGAGAGGAUUCAAAUACGGCUGCCAUGCAGGGCGUGCUCAACGUGAUUUGA